AUGGCCCUCCACUCCGCUGUUACGGCGGUCACGCACCAUAUCCCUGGAUUCAUCAGACAGCCCGCCGAAGCGCUGAUCGGGCCGAAAUGCUACACUUCCUUGGUGUACGACUUUGAUCUCAGCGAUGUCGACUGUCUGAAGUACGCCUUGUCCAAGGGGCUCGGACUGGGUAUUGUGCUGGGCGGAGGUAUCGUCAAGAUCCCUCAGAUCAUGAAGAUCAUAUCAACAAAGUCUGCCCGUGGACUUUCCCUCUCCGCAUACAUCCUCGAAACAGCCUCAUACGCCAUCUCCCUCGCCUAUGCCUCCCGAAACCACUUCCCCUUUUCGACAUACGGCGAGAACUUCUUCCUCACCUUGCAAAAUGUAGCCAUCACCCUGCUCAUUCUGCACUUCUCCACUUCGUCCGUCCGCGCCGAUACCCGCAAGCCCCUCACGUCCGGCCAGAACCGGUCCAGUACCGGCAAAGUCGUCGCUGGUCUCGUCGUGGCUAUCACUUCCGGCUUCUUUCUCUCGUCUUCAUCAUUAUGCCCUCCACGUGCACUGGCUUUUUUGCAGGCCGUCACUCUCCCUUUAUCGCUCUCAUCUAAGGUUCCGCAGAUCCUCUCGAACUACAGUAACGGAUCGACCGGGAAUCUCUCCGCCUUCGCAGUCUUCAACGCCCUGCUCGGCUGCCUCGCCCGCCUAUUCACGACCAAGCAAGAAGUCAACGACCCGCUCAUCUUCUGGGGAUUCGCAGGCGCCGCGGUACUCAACGCUGUGAUUGCCGCACAGAUGGUGAUGUACUGGAACAAGGGCGAGGGAGUGGGGGCGGGCCGGAGGGUCCGAGCGGAGGAGGGACUGGGAGAGGCUAGUCCCAUGAGGAAGGUGCCGACCGAGCAGCAGCCGAGAAGGUGGGGCAGGAAGCUGGAUUAA
Dioszegia hungarica is the source of this 912-nucleotide messenger RNA. RefSeq lists its product as uncharacterized. The record is from RefSeq and is a predicted model, not a curated record. Bases 1 to 912 code for a protein of 303 amino acids. The transcript has 5 exons. NCBI's taxonomy places the organism in Eukaryota, Fungi, Basidiomycota, Tremellomycetes, Tremellales, Bulleribasidiaceae.